AUGCCUGUUUGUGACUCUGUGGACCAUCUUAUCUAUGAAGCUUUCUUGGCAGAUACUGACAUGGUUUGCCACUUACUUCUUGAAUGGAUUAAGCCCAGCCCUGGGUGUGGCAUCAUCUCCCUAGUUGUGGUUACACAUCUUCCCGGAGCAGAAAGAAGGGGAGAUCCAGACUGGGGAGGUAUGGGAUUGGUUGGGGGGUGGGGAGGCAUCCUGGAAAAACCACCCAAGAAGAGUAGAGACAAAGUGGCCUUCAAGCCUGAUGAGGAUGCCCUGACUGGAGAAAAUGAAGUUUUGGUGGAGCUACCACCAAGACUAGGCUUCAGAAAGCUCCCUCUGAAUCCUUGGAAGAUUGGCCUUAUGGUUGGGGCUGUUGUUUUGGUUCUGGCACUUGUCAUUGGUCUCCCUGUUCAUUUUUUAGUAUUUGAUCAGAAGCCACAUUACUAUCAAACCUCUUUCAGGAUACCUGGAGUGGAAUAUAAUAAUGAAUUGGAGGCAUCACAUUCUGAAUCUGGGAACCUCCUGAAAACAAGGAUCACCAACUGGGUAGAUAAUAUAUUUCGAAAAUCCAAUUUAAACCGACAAUAUGUCAAAUCUCACGUCACCAAAUUCAGGCCAAGCACUAAUGGUCUGAAAGCUGAUAUAUUGCUUAAAUUUCAAUUUGCUUCUGCUGACAAUGAAAAUAAAAUAAAAAAUACGGCUGAGAACAUUUUGAAUCAGAACCUAAAAGAUGGCACAGAUUUCUUGGAAUUAGAUGAUUCAUCACCUUAUCUUGGAGCUAUAAAUGUAAUACAAGCGGAGCACCUUAUAAACAGUGGUUGUGGGUUGGGGAAAGACCCUUCCUUUCUCACUGAAAGAAUUUUUGGAGGGAAAGCCUCAAAGAAGGGUUCUUGGCCAUGGCAAGCUAGCUUGCAGGUGGAUAAACAUCAUAUCUGUGGUGCUUCUCUGAUAAGUGACCGGUGGCUGCUGACUGCAGCUCAUUGCUUUAUCAACAAUAAAAACCCAAGGCGAUGGACAGCUACUUUUGGAUCAACCCUUAGACCUGCCCUGAUGAGGCGAAAUGUACAGUCAAUCAUCACUCAUGAAAAUUAUGCCUCCUACAAAUAUGAAGAUGACAUUGCUGUUGUACUUCUGUCCACUCCAGUUACUUUUUCACCUGAUAUUCAUAGAGUUUGUCUUCCAGAAGCCACUUUUGAAGCUGUGCCCCGGGAUACUGUGGUGGUUACUGGAUGGGGAGCAACUAAAGCAAGUGGUUCAUUCCCAAAUAAGCUGCUAGAAGCUAAAAUAGAGAUUAUAGACAAUGAUGUCUGUAAUAGGAUAGAUGUUUAUGGUGGAGCUGUCUCAUCAGGAAUGAUAUGUGCGGGAUUUUUGUUAGGACAAAUUGAUGCUUGUGAGGGUGAUUCUGGAGGACCACUGGUUAUACCACAGAGCGGUCUCUGGUACAUUAUUGGCGUAGUAAGCUGGGGAAUAGACUGUGGAAAGGAAUACAAACCUGGAAUCUAUACCAAAGUGGCCCAUUAUCGAAACUGGAUUAAAUCAAAAACUCUAAUAUAA
Messenger RNA from Gracilinanus agilis (Agile Gracile Mouse Opossum), 1551 nucleotides. Its product is annotated as transmembrane protease serine 11G-like. Gene Ontology annotation, molecular function: serine-type endopeptidase activity. The transcript has 11 exons. Gene Ontology annotation, biological process: proteolysis. Lineage: Eukaryota; Metazoa; Chordata; Mammalia; Didelphimorphia; Didelphidae. The coding region runs from base 1 to 1551 and encodes 516 amino acids. The record is from RefSeq and is a predicted model, not a curated record.